UACCAACAUUAGGUUUAAACAGUCAGCUUCACUUCCAAUAGCAGCUUGCUUACCCAGCUAAGCGCUGCCACUCUCACACUCUCUCUUCUCUAUAUAUACCACAUCAAUGGCCACAAAUCCACUUAACUCCCCACAAACCCAGCAAUUAAUCAUCAGCUAGCUACAAGGCUGAUCAAGAUGGGCUCGUCGAGCGACACGGCCUGCACCGUCGCCACGGCGCCUCCUUCCCCGACGCCGACGUCGCCGCCGCCGCAGUUGGCUGCGACGACGACGACGGUGGUGCUCAGCCCGUGCGCCGCGUGCAAGAUCCUGCGCCGCCGCUGCGUCGACCGCUGCGUGCUGGCGCCGUACUUCCCGCCAACCGAGCCGCACAAGUUCACCACCGCGCACCGCGUCUUCGGCGCCAGCAACAUCAUCAAGCUCCUGCAGGAGUUGCCGGAGGAGCAGCGGGCGGACGCGGUGAGCAGCAUGGUGUACGAGGCGAACGCGCGGAUCCGGGACCCGGUGUACGGCUGCGCGGGGGCCAUCUGCCAGCUGCAGAAGCAGGUCAACGACCUCAAGGCGCAGCUGGCGCGCGCCCACGCCGAGCUCGCCGGCGCCCGCGCCCAGCACGCCCACCUCGUCGCGCUCCUCUGCAUGGAGAUGGCCGCCGCCGCGCCGCCCCAGCACCCCACCACCACCGCCGCCGCCGCCGCCUACUGCGCCGCCGUCGGCGGCGCCGCCUCCCCCGCCGCGCCCGUCGACGCGCUCUACGUCGUCGACGGUGCCGGCGCCGCCGCCAUGCAAGCGAGCCCCAUCGGCUGGGUCGACGAGCCGCUCUGGACAUGAGCUCGCGGCGAGCUAGCUGGCAUUCGGCGUUAAUUAAUCCCACGAAGAAAUAAUUAACUACUUAAUUAAUCAAGCUGAUCCAAUUAGUACUUAAGUGCUACAAGGUGGUUGAGAUAUGUCAAUUAGUAUAGAGUCAUAUUUAUAUAUAUGUGAGAUAUAUAUAGUAUAUAUAUAUGCAUGUAAUUAAAGUUUAAUUACUUGAUGUAAUAUAUAUGUUACCAAAUGCAAAGUUAACCAAAGGGUUAACUAGGGUGCAAUACUUGAAGAAAUAUAUACUUUGUUAAGUUGGUGUUUCAAAGAACAGUAAGCUAAGGAAAAUAAAUUGCUAGAUUAGGCUACUAAGUUGUACUUUGGUCAUGAAAAACAAUGGAUCUUGUGGAAUAAAAGUUCCAGCAUGUUGAAGCUGCAACAAGAAGUUAAAA
This is a messenger RNA of Oryza sativa Japonica Group (Japanese rice), 1250 nucleotides long. Its product is annotated as LOB domain-containing protein 1. Lineage: Eukaryota; Viridiplantae; Streptophyta; Magnoliopsida; Poales; Poaceae. The record is from RefSeq and is a predicted model, not a curated record.